Lottia gigantea (owl limpet) is the source of this 669-nucleotide messenger RNA. RefSeq lists its product as hypothetical. NCBI's taxonomy places the organism in Eukaryota, Metazoa, Mollusca, Gastropoda, Lottiidae. The transcript is spliced from 2 exons. The record is from RefSeq and is a predicted model, not a curated record. The annotation marks the transcript as partial.
UUGCCAUCAGUUGCUAUCAGUUGUCAUCAGUUACUAUCAGUUGUCAUCAGUCGCUAUCAGUUGUCAUCAGUCGCUGUCAGUUGCUAUCAGUUGUCAUCAGUUCCUAUUAGUUGCCAUCAGAUGCUAUCAGUUGUCAUCAGUUACUAUCAGUUGUCAUCAGUCGCUCUCAGUUGUCAUCAGUUACUAUCAGUUGUCAUCAGUCGCUAUCAGUUGUCAUCAGUCGCUAUCAGUUGCAAUCAGUUGCUAUCAGUUGUCAUCAGUUCCUAUUAUGUAAAUAUUGAACUAUGUUUUAUCUCUAGAGUAAAUAUUGAACUAUGUUUUAUCUCUAGUGUAAAUAUUGAACUAUGUUUUAUCUCUAGAGUAAAUAUUGAACUAUGUUUUAUCUCUAGUGUAAAUAUUGAACUAUGUUUUAUCUCUAGAGUAAAUAUUGAACUAUGUUUUAUCUCUAGUGUAAAUAUUGAACUAUGUUUUAUCUCUAGAGUAAAUAUUGAGCUAUGUUUUAUCUCUAGUGUAAAUAUUGAACUAUGUUUUAUCUCUAGAGUAAAUAUUGAACUAUGUUUUAUCUCUAGUGUAAAUAUUGAACUAUGUUUUAUCUCUAGAGUAAAUAUUGAACUAUGUUUUAUCUCUAGUGUAAAUAUUGAACUAUGUUUUAUCUCUAGUGUAAAUAUU